This is a messenger RNA of Coffea eugenioides, 2276 nucleotides long. Its product is annotated as histone-lysine N-methyltransferase, H3 lysine-9 specific SUVH5-like. Bases 446 to 1933 code for a protein of 495 amino acids. Lineage: Eukaryota; Viridiplantae; Streptophyta; Magnoliopsida; Gentianales; Rubiaceae. The record is from RefSeq and is a predicted model, not a curated record. The transcript has 2 exons.
GCCACCUGCACCACAAUUCCACAGACGGAGCCUUCAUUGCCGGUAGAUCUCGCUUCCAAGUCUCAACUUCUGUAGGGAGUGACAAUUGAAAGUGCAGCAUGAGAAGGGUUUUUUUUUUUUUGGGUAAAUAUUUACUAGUGAAAUUUUAGUGAAAAAGCUGAUAAAGAGUAAUUGAGUCUGAAGCACGAUAACCGCCUUUGGCGGGGUGGUUUCUUUUUCUGGGCUUUGUGAGUGGGCCCUCUAUGGCUUAGUGGAAGAAGUGAAGAACCGCCAUAGUCGAGAAUCUUACCUGGAAAAAUGGAACCAAAAAAAAGAACCGACUCUUGAACUUCCCCAGCCUUCACAUUCUUGGUCAAGAUCACCGUACCCAGAAGUUCAAUUCUUGCACAGUUGCCAUCCUGUUAGUGAGAAAUUGUUGGAAGAUUGGCAUAGAUUUCUGUCAGCCAUGACAAGCAUUUUAGCUUAUAGAAAUCCUCAGAAAUCGUACCUGGGAAGAGAGCAAGUGGCUGAAAGUGGCAGUUAUCACUAUCAGGGAAAUCGUCCCCUCUUUAAGAGUACUAAGCUUGAUGUCUCUCAUCUCCAGGGCACUGAAGUUGGCUCUUUAAAUCCUCAACACAGGCCUCUGCAGAUCAUGAAAAAUUCCAAAACUCCAUGUGCUGUGGCUCUACCAGCUAAACCUUCAAGAGUUGUUGGAAAAGAUAAUUUGAAAGCUGCUUGUAAGAAACCAAUUCUGUCUUUUAAGGCUUAUGCUCGUCUUAUACAAUUGUCUUCAACCAAUAUGAAAGUCCUAGGGAAGGAAGCUAAGUCACAAAAUUUUAAUGCAAGUGGUGCAAGUGCAACAACAUCAUGCCACCCUAUGCCUAGUAGUCAUCCACUUGAGAAGGUCAGAAAAGAGAUUUCUGAAUCUGAGUAUUUGCCAGGAGGCAAUCGAGGCCUGCAUGGUUUCUCUUCUUCUAAGUCCAGGGUUUUGACUGAUAGAAGUGCUCGGUUAGAACCAAAGUCAUCGACUCAGAAAAAUAAGAUUCUGGAGGGGGAGAGCAAACAUAAAGUUCAGGAAAGGAAUGCCACUUCGGGAGAAGUGCAUAAGGAUGUCUGUCUUGAAAAUGUGGUCAAAGUUCAAUACAAACUUAGUCAGGUAAACAGAGAUAAAAGAGGCGGGGGAUCUGAGUUUAUGGAAUUGAGGAAAAGUAAAGCUGCAUUAAAAAUGGCUAGAGCUGGAUUUAGAGAUUUGGAACUGAAUUUGACUGCAGGUGUAUCUCCUGCCUCAGGUUCUAGUAGUGUCUCUGGUAGUCAGUACAAAGUGUUGGAGGCACUGAAGCAGUUUGAAAAGUUAUACUUACAACUUCGGCGAGAAGAAAACCAAGGGUUGAAGGGCCGAGCGUAUGCUACUGCUCGUAAUUGCAUAAAGGCAGCAAUGAUUCUGAGGAGAGAAGGAAAGUGGAUCAACACUGAUCAAAAUAUUGGAAAUGUGUCUGGUAUUGAAAUUGGUGCUAAAUUUCAGUUUAGGGCUGAACUUGCUGUAGUUGGCCUACAUCACCAACUUUUUCGUGGUAUUUCAUAUGCUAGAUUUGGCAGCAAAACUUAUGCAAUUAGCAUUGUGAACUCGGGUCGUUAUGAAAAUGUCACCAAGUCUUCUGAUGUAUUCAUCUACACAGGUGAAGGGGGGAAUCCAAAUGUUACAAAUAAGAAGCCCAGGGACCAAAAAAUGGUUAUGGGGAACCUUGCUUUGAAGAACAACAUGGUUGACAAUUUUCCUGUGAGGGUCAUUCAUUGUCGUAAAACUCUUAAAGCAUUUGAUACCUUAGGAAUUAACAAUGGGAAGGGUCUCGCAUAUGUCUACGAUGGGCUGUACACCGUCGUCGGUUGCUGGGAGGUGAGAGAUCAACUUGGUAAGCUGGCAUUCAAGUUUGAAAUGAAAAGGCUGGUAGAAUGAACAGUUCUAAAAGGAGCAGAUGCCUUUUGCAAGAACCCGAAUUGUUCAGAUACCUUCACAUUUUGCUACUCAGGCUCAUAAUCGCAGUUCCACCCUCCAGGAGUGGAUAAUCAGACAACAUAGCAGUAGUCUUUCUCUAUGUUUGUAAAUGUGGGAUCUAUCAUCUGUAGCAAUUAGUAUAGAAUAGCCAAUGCAGAAAAAGCUUUUAGUGAUAGUAUUUUCCUACUUUUGAUCUACUUGAAGGGAUGCUGUGUAAAGGUAGAUGGUCUACUUGAAUUUGGUGUGCUGCCAGUGACAGGAACUAUGAUGUUUAGCUAAAUAGCUAAGCAUUUUGCUAGUAUUA